GCUACCGUUACUGUUUGGGACUCUUUUUUCUCCAGCAGGAGGUCUUUCUCUCUUUCCCCUUUUACGAAUUUGAAUUUUUCCGAACCAGUAAGCUUCCAUUAUUUCUCCCCCUCCCGAUUCAGAUCGGUCCGAAAAGUUUGAGAUCAAAGAGUUGUGGUGCUAGAACAACUACUUAAACGAAGAUGUUUGGUGCAACUAGCCAAAAAGUGCAUCCUGAUAAUGCUUUGUUCUGUGCCCAUUUGCAUCCCAGUCUGUUUUUGGGGAGACCAACAAUGCAAGUAGCAAUCAGUUUGCACCUAAACCUUCCUUUGGUAGUCCAACCCUCUUUUGCUUCCCAAACAGGGAGUUCAAUAUUUGGGGGUUCUUCUACUGAAGCGUUUGGUGCAGCCCAGUCUUCUUCUCCCUUUUUGUCAACCACAGCCUUCGGUGCCUCUUCAUCUCCGGCUUUUGGAAGUUCUGUGCCUGCUUUUGGAUCUUCUUCUUCUCCUGCUUUUGGCAGUUCAUCAGCAUCUUUUGGUGGAUCUUCUGUUUUUGGUCAGAAGCCGGCAUUUGGCUUUGGGUCUACCCCCACUCAAUCAAGUCCUUUUGGAAUCACAGCCUGCAUUUGGUUCCCCGAUACCAUUUCCCAGUCUGCAUUCGGUUCCAGUACUUCUGCCUUCGGUGCUGCAAGCACUCCUGCUUUCGGUGUCACAAGCACUCCUGCCUUCGGUUCAACUGGAAGUUCAGCAUUUGGGAGCACUGGAACUGCAUUUGGUGUGUCUAAUUCUCCGGUAUUUGGAACAGUAGGCACAUUUGGAGCAUCAAGCGCACCAGCUUUUGGCACUUCUCUCACUCAUGCAUUUGGAGCAUCAAAUUCUGCUUUUGGCACUUCCAAGACUCCUGUUUUUGGAGUGUCAAAUUCUGCUUUUGGCGUUUCCGACACUCCUACUUUUGGAUCAUCUUCUACUCCUUUAUUCAGCUCUGGGUCUAGCCCUGCUUUUGGCCAAUCAACACCAGCAUUUUCCAGUAGUCCUUUUGGAACAACUACAAUUGGAGCACAGAGUUCUUUUGGACCCCAAUCUUCUGCACCAGCAUUUGGACAGUCAACUUUUGGGGCUCAACGUGGGGGAAGAAGAGUUGCUUCUUACACGCCUACAAUUGACGCUGAUAGUAGCAUUGGUACACAGAUGUUCGAGUCAAUUUCAGCUAUGCCUGUUUACAAAGAUAAAAGUCAUGAGGAGCUGAGAUGGGAGGAUUAUCAAUUAGGAGACAAAGUUGGACUGCAGCCAACCGCUCAGCCUUCUGGAGAGAUUUGCUCUGGUGUGUCAACUGCACCUACAAGUCCUUGUGGCUCUUCUCCAACAUUUGGCCAAACAUCUGUAAAUCCUCAUUCCAUCACAAGUACCAAUCCAUUUGGUGUAUCUAAUUCCCCGGUAUUUGGAACAGUAGGCACAUUUGGAGCAUCAAGCGCACCAGCUUUUGGCACUUCUCUCACUCAUGCUGUUGGAGCAUCGAAUUCUGCUUUUGGCACUUCCAAGACUCCUGUUUUUGGAGUGUCAAAUUCUGGUUUUGGCGUUUCCGACACUCCUACUUUUGGAUCAUCUUCUACUCCUUCAUUCAGCUCUGGGUCUAGCCCUGCUUUUGACCAAUCAACACCAGCAUUUGCCAGUAGUCCUUUUGGAACAACUACAAUUGGAGCACAGAGUUCUUUUGCAUUUGGACAGUCAACUUUUGGGGCUCAACGUGGGGGAAGAAGAGUUGCUUCUUACACGCCUACAAUUGACGCUGAUAGUAGCAUUGGUACACAGAUGUUCGAGUCAAUUUCAGCUAUGCCUGUUUACAAAGAUAAAAGUCAUGAGGAGCUGAGAUGGGAGGAUUAUCAAUUAGGAGAUAAAGUUGGACUGCAGCCAACCGCUCAGCCUUCUGGAGAGAUUUGCUCUGGUGUGUCAACUGCACCUACAAGUCCUUGUGGUUCUUCUCCAACAUUUGGCCAAACAUCUGUAAAUCCUCAUUCCAUCACAAGUACCAAUCCAUUUGGUGUGUCUAAUUCCCCGGUAUUUGGAACAGUAGGCACAUUUGGAGCAUCAAGCGCACCAGCUUUUGGCACUUCUCUCACUCAUGCUUUUGGAGCAUCAAAUUCUGCUUUUGGCACUUCCAAGACUCCUGCUUUUGGAGUGUCAAAUUCUGCUUUUGGCGUUUCCGACACUCCUACUUUUGGAUCAUCUUCUACUCCUUCAUUCAGCUCUGGGUCUAGCGCUGCUUUUGGCCAAUCAACACCAGCAUUUGCCAGUAGUCCUUUUGGAACAACUACAAUUGGAGCACAGAGUUCUUUUGGACCCCGAUCUUCUGCACCAGCAUUUGGACAGUCAACUUUUGGGGCUCAACGUGGGGGAAGAAGAGUUGCUUCUUACAUGCCUACAAUUGACGCUGAUAGUAGCAUUGGUACACAGAUGUUCGAGUCAAUUUCAGCUAUGCCUGUUUACAAAGAUAAAAGUCAUGAGGAGCUGAGAUGGGAGGAUUAUCAAUUAGGAGAUAAAGUUGGACUGCAGCCAACCUCUCAGCCUUCUGGAGAGAUUUGCUCUGGUGUGUCAACUGCACCUACAAGUCCUUGUGGUUCUUCUCCAACAUUUGGCCAAACAUCUGUAAAUCCUCAUUCCAUCACAAGUACCAAUCCAUUUAGUCUAAAAUCUCCAUCCUUCAGCAGUGUAGGCUUUGCAACCUCGACUACUACCUCAAACUCUUCCCAAUCAACAUCAUCAAGCCUUUUUGACCCAAUUUCCUCAACAACUUUAAUAUCUAUUUCAUCUUUGACUCCUACAUUUGGAACUGGUUCAUCUCUUUUUAGUUCAUCUGUCACUCCUCCAUUUCCAUCUUCACCAUCCAUUUUUGGUACUGCUGCAGUUCCUGCAACAACUCCAGCAUUUGCUACCGGUUUAAAUUUUAGCAGCAGCCAAGCAUCCCCUUUGUUCAAUUCUACCCCUGCAAUUGGGCAGGUGACCUCUACAUUUGGACAGAAUACUGGUAGCUUUGACCAAACAAGCAUUUUAAACACAUCUUCAACUAGGUUUUGUGGGAAUAUGUUUUCUAGCCCUCUACUGUUGGCUCCAGCUAACAACCCAGCUGCCUUUGGCCCGGCAACUGCAAGUCGCUCUGGAAAUCUUUACUAUCAUUCUUCCUUUUUAUCAUACUUAUGACCAUUUGUUCAUGUAAUUUGUUUAUAGAAUGAUGGAUAUUAUGUUUGUUUCUUUAGCCUUCAACUUUGAUCGCUAUUUCUGUACAUUUUCAUCAUAUGCUGCUGCAGGGAUGCUGAAUUGCAUUUUUUUUCUUUCUUUUAUUAAAUCGAGAAUUCAAGCUAAUUGUUCA
Messenger RNA from Gossypium raimondii (Peruvian cotton), 3342 nucleotides. Its product is annotated as nuclear pore complex protein NUP98A. Gene Ontology annotation, cellular component: nuclear pore; nuclear pore cytoplasmic filaments. The transcript is spliced from 11 exons. Lineage: Eukaryota; Viridiplantae; Streptophyta; Magnoliopsida; Malvales; Malvaceae. The record is from RefSeq and is a predicted model, not a curated record. Bases 183 to 3173 code for a protein of 996 amino acids. Gene Ontology annotation, molecular function: structural constituent of nuclear pore. Gene Ontology annotation, biological process: post-transcriptional tethering of RNA polymerase II gene DNA at nuclear periphery; protein import into nucleus; RNA export from nucleus.